AUGUUUUUACGGAGUCAGAAAACUUCGGAUGAGUACCAAGAGGCCGUGCAUACUUCUCGAUCUGCGGAAUCCGUUCUCGGGGAUGGAAGUCUCGCUCAACGUAGUAAAGCCGGCGGAUCAAGACCAGCGGAAAUCAUUCUAGAGGAUGAAAAUCUCGCUCAGGAGAAUACAGGAGAAACUCGUGUGGCAGCAUCAAAAGGUUUACAAUUUUCUUCAAGAGAAGGAACAGGUGGUUCCAGAAACACAACAGUGAAUCCAGUAUCGCUCAAUCCCGUUUACUCAAGUCAACAACCCGUUGUUAACCCAGUUGAAACCGCAAGCUCUUCAUUUGGACAGUGGGCAAAUCUUCCAAACAACUGUUUGCGCCCUGAAGAACUUUCUUCAAUGCUGCCGACUUUUUCUGGUCAAUAUCAAGAGGAUGUGAACCAUUUCCUGAAAAUAUUGGCUAACACAAAACAAGCGCUCAAUUUUAACGAUCAAACAAUGAAAAUGGUAUUAUUCAAGCUGCUAAAAGGAAAGGCUCCACACUGGCUACAUUCAAAUGCAGACUUUAUGCUGAAAAGUUAUGAUGAAUUAACAACCAACUUACAAGCUAUGUUCACAAUCAACAUCAACGCAUAUCAAUUGAGGAACCAACUUGCUAGACGGACCUGGUCGGGACAAGAAUCGUUUGAGGAAUACUAUCAAGCAAAACUUUCACUAGCACAAAAACUGAACUUACCGGAGAAAGAGUUUAUUGAAUAUUUGGUGGAAGGUAUUGAAGAUCAAGUAUUUCGAAAUCAGGCAAGAAUCCAAAAUUUCAAAUUUAUUCAUGAGAUGGUACAAGUGUUCCGGCUGAUAAGAUUCGAUCCGAUGCCAGUUAGGAGGAAGGUGAAUCUUUGCUUUUCGUGCAAUCAACCUGGACAUUUUGCGGCAAACUGCAGAGCUGAACGAGGAACUGAUUUCAACCGAUUGCAGUAUAGAAAUCCCGAAAGGAAAUUUGGAGCACCAAAACAAAAACCUAAUGACAGGACAGUAUACGUUGUAGAGGACAAUAAUGACGAACAGUAUUGAUUUUUAUGUUGUUCCGGAUAAUGUACUAAGCCUCAUUGAUGCAAUCAUUGGCCGAGAUGUCAUCAUGCAACCUAAUAUUCGAACAAUAAUUGAUAAUGAUAUCAAAACAUAUUCUGUAGAUUCUGA
Messenger RNA from Aedes albopictus (Asian tiger mosquito), 1179 nucleotides. RefSeq lists its product as uncharacterized. The record is from RefSeq and is a predicted model, not a curated record. The transcript is spliced from 2 exons. Gene Ontology annotation, molecular function: nucleic acid binding; zinc ion binding. The coding region runs from base 1 to 1053 and encodes 350 amino acids. NCBI's taxonomy places the organism in Eukaryota, Metazoa, Arthropoda, Insecta, Diptera, Culicidae.